AUGAAUAAAAAUAAGCUGAUUCAUGAUUUCCUGGAGGGUAUUUCAAGAGGUGAUGUGGAACUCAUCAGCAGCCAUAUUUCUAAAGUUCAUUCCAUUCUUGGAAACUUAGACUUUCAGCACCCCACAACUGGGAAUACUGCUCUCAUUACUGCUGCAGAAAGAAAUUUAAUAGAGGUUAUUGAAUUUCUUUUGGAAAAAGGAGCAGAUGUAACACUCUGCAACUACUAUAAUCAGACAGCUGUCCACGUAGCUAACAAUGCUGUCCAAAGACAACUUCUCCUGGCCAUCAAUGGAACUCGUGCUCCUUAUUUGCGAUUGCUACAAACUUCCUGGCAAGGUGACCUGCAGGAACUUCAGCACUUGCUGGCAUCAGAAAAAUCCCUGGAUAUAAAUUUCCCAAAUCAACAUGGAUUGACUCCUCUGAUGCUGGCAGUGAGAGAUGUUGACCUUUUUGAAAGCCUUGAUAUGUUAACAGAGUACAGACCCAUUGAACUUCUUUCAGAACUUCUCAAGCAUAAUGCAGAUCCCAAGCUCUGUGAUGUCAAUGGAAAAUCAGCAAUGCAUUAUGUAUCACAAAUAAGAAGUUCAAAGAAGCAGCAAUUACUAGACAUACUGAUGAAUUCUUUACCCAGACCAGAACAAUAUCCUGAAUCCUUGCUUGACAUUUGUUACUAUGCAGAUCCUUCUGAAUCUGAAAUACUGAUGACUGCCAAAAGCCAAAACAUCAUCUUGCAAAGCAUUAGCAGCAGCGAGGAGUCUGACUAUGAUGAAGAUUUUAGUCAUUCUACAUGGAGCAGUGAAGAUGAAAGCCCACAUGAGGAUGUACAGGAUUAUGGAAAUAAGACAAAAGGUGAUGAAAUUAUUAUUACUUUUCAAAGAGAAGACAACAGUCCCAAACAAAUGAGCAAAGUUGACAAUGAUUCUGAAGUACGCAAUCAGAAGACAUCAGUGCACAAAAAGUGGGCAAGUGAACGAUCUCUUUCUCUUCCAAAUGAAACUGAGAUGGUGGAAUUUAAAAUCAGGCAACAGACUCUGUUCCCUUUCCUUCUUAAGAAAGAGGAAAGCUUAAAAGAGCUGCCUGAUGCUGACCUGGAUUUUCCGGUGCCAAAACAUUGCUCAGAACCUAAUGUUUCCCAGUCUAUGAUGGGUAAGAACACCUUCCGGGUGACAAAGGAGUGUUUUCGACACACUAAAUCUGAUGGUUUUACCAUACAUGCUGUCAGACUUAGCCAAAGAACUGAGUUUCCCUUACCACAACUAUCAUUCUUAUCUACUGGAUCAAGUCAACUUGUUCUUCUAGAAAAUAACAAGCUUCUUAAAAAGACAGAAAGACAUUUUACAAGCACCCCAAGUCCUAUGCCUGGUCUCAUAGAACCCACGAGUCGGUCUAAUGGUUUUCAGUCACCCAAUAAGUUGCAACAAAUCCAGUCUAAAGUCUCUGUGAACCAUAGCAUCAGAACACCUGAUGGUUACAAUUCUAUUUGGUCUAGGAAUAUGUGCUCUUUUCAGAAGGAUCAUUGGCAUUCAUUAGGUGAGGACUUGAGAGAGCAUGUGGAAAGGGAAGGAAAUCUCAAACAUAGGAAAGUUGAAGAUGGUACCCAACUUGAAGACUCUCACUUUGAAAAAGAUCAGUUGUGUGUGUCCAUUGAGAAUGAGGACAUUUUUAAAGAAGACAACAUCUCCAAAGACAAAGAGAUUGCUCUCCAUGAUGGAGGAAUAAGACAUAUUGAAGAGAAAAAUACUCAAAACACAACAUCAAGAAAUCAACAUGGUUCCUUAAGGAGUAGGAACCAUGAACAAGAACAAGGAGUGACAUAUGCCAUUCAAACUAGCCAAGAAAUUAAUCCUUUAGUAAUGACACAAGACCAGAGUGAAGGUUCUAGAAAUGAGUUUCCCACUUUGAAGAAUGCACCAGGACAUACAGAUGAGACAAGUGAGCAAAAUCAUAUUUCAAAACUUGUUUUUACAACCAUUCCCAUUGUUAUUACUCCUGACCCUUUAGCAAAACUAUCCGAAAGCCACAUGAGCAGAGAGACAUCUACAAAAAUAGCAUCAGAAACAACAGGAACAGAAAUGAGUGAAAUGGUCCCUCUGGUCUGCAUUACUUUUCCUGGAAAUGAAUGUCCCAGGGAGCCAUCCAUAGCCAAACAGGAUCUCUCAAAGAGAAAGAGUAUUCUUCAUAGCAAUAACAACACCUUUCAUAGAUUUGCUCACCAAGAAAAUGAUAAGCGUAGGAUGAAAACCUAUAGGAAGAAAUUGGAUUCAAAGACAAAGAUGAAUAGCAAGAUACCUCAGAGUCCUACAAUUUCUAUUGAAGGUUCCAUCAAACCUACUGUUCAGAAAGCAAGUAUGAAAAGGCAAGUGUUUCCCACUUUAGGGCUUGAUGAGUCCAGGCCCAGGCAAUCAACCAAGCUUCAGAAGAGAGGACAACACACAGGGGAGAAACCAUUAAACUUCCAUGCUUUGAAACCCCAAAGACAAGGAUUUCCUUGUAUCUGCAAAAAUUCGGAACCAAAAAAACCUACUGCUCCUGUUUCUGUUCCUCCAGCAAAAUCAAACUUUAAUUUUUUGGACCUGAAAUAUAGUGAUAUGUUUAAGGAAAUCAAUUCAACUGACAAAGGACCAGGAAUUUAUGAAAUGUUUGGGACUCCUGUAUAUUGUUAUGUCAGAGAAGCUGGGCGUGAGGAAAACAAAUUCUAUAGGGAAACAAAUUCUGCUCCACCUGGAAGAUGUCUUUCAAAUAAGUGUUGUUCCAUAAAUGAAAGAAAUGGCAAUGGCAGAGUAAGGAUUUCCCAGAAAAAGGGACAUAUAAAACCCCCAAAGACUUCUCUUGGCAUUAAACAAAAGCACAAAAAUUUAACUUCAAAAGAAAAAAUUCCUAAGUCUACAGCAAGUAUCAUAGAAAAUAUGCAAAAUGAUGAUGUAAUUUCAGAACCUGAUUGCCAUAUGAAAUCUUCAGGAAAUACUUCUCCCUCUUGUAAAGAUGGAGCUCAACCCCUUAAUUCCAUUCAGUCUCCAGAGGACCUUACUGCACACCAAAACCAGAAUGAACCCACUUCUACCUCAGAUUUGUCUAGUAUGGAAAAAGAUUCUGUGGAACAAUCCGUAAGUCAUUCCCCCAGUCAAAUACUUGCCACAAGUCUCAGAGAUCUACAUGAACUUGAAGAGAAACAUCAAACCAAAUCUGUAGCUUCAGUGAAUAUCUGGCUAAGGCCAAGUCAGGAGAAUGCCAUUGAGUCUGUACUACAAAAAAGAUUAAAUAUGGAGACUCUUGAAAAUCUCAAAGUCAGUCAGACUCUUUCUGAAACCCCAAGAGAUGACAGAGUUUCCAAUAAUCUUCAAACACCGAGUGCUAUCUCUUUCCUGGAGAAAUCAAAAAGUAUAUCUUCUCAGGUACCUCUAAACCAAAACUGGACAUAUUCAAUGGAAGAUAAUACUUUAGCAAAUAAGUCAGUUACAUAUCAGAAUUCUGAAAAAUCUUUAAGUGUUACAAGCUCGGUUUCUAUGGACUCUCUGGAAUCUGAAAAUAACGAACAAGUGACAGAUGAAUUACUGGGUUGUUUAGCUGCAGAACUAUUAGCUCUUGAGGAAAAAGACAGUAAAUCCUGGCAAAUGGUGACAAAUGACACAAAUUCUGAAGCACAAAAUCCAACCAUCAGUGGAAGAGUAAAUGCCUUCCAAGACCUUGACAAAGAGACACCAAGAUUCAAAAUGCAGAAGUAUAGUAAUAAUUUCUGGCUCUCUGACGAUGAAAAGCCUUUCUUCAGUUUGAAUGAAAAGCCAUUUUCUGAAAACAGUUUAAAGCAUGAAGAGCCUAUUCUAUGGACCAAAGGUGAAAUCCUUGGGAAGGGCGCAUAUGGCACGGUAUACUGUGGUCUCACAAGUCAGGGCCAACUCAUAGCUGUGAAACAAGUAGCUUUGGAUACCUCUGAUCAAGUAGCUAAUGAGAGAGAAUAUCAGAAACUGCAAGAAGAAGUGGACUUGCUUAAGGUACUGAAACAUGUCAACAUUGUGGCUUACUUGGGAACAUGCUUAGAAAAGAACCUUGUAAGUAUUUUCAUGGAGUUUGUUCCUGGUGGCUCUAUUUCUAGUAUUAUAAGCCGUUUUGGACCCCUGCCUGAGAUGGUGAUUUCCAAAUACACCAAACAAAUUCUCCAAGGAGUAGCCUAUUUGCAUGAGAACUGUGUGGUACACAGAGAUAUCAAAGGGAAUAAUGUUAUGCUCAUGCCGACUGGAAUAAUAAAACUGAUUGACUUUGGAUGUGCCAGGCGUUUGGCCUAUGUAAGCUUGACAGGCACUCAUAGUGAAAUGCUUAAGUCUAUGCAUGGAACACCAUAUUGGAUGGCACCUGAAGUCAUCAAUGAAUCUGGCUAUGGAAGGAAGUCAGACAUCUGGAGUAUUGGCUGCACUGUAUUUGAGAUGGCUACUGGGAAACCACCUUUGGCUUCUAUGGACAGGAUGGCAGCAAUGUUUUACAUUGGCACUCAUAGAGGGCUAAUGCCUUCUUUACCAGGCCACUUUUCAGAAAAUGCAGCAGACUUUGUACGUGUUUGUUUAACCAGGGACCAACAUGAUCGACCAUCUGCUCUGCAGCUCCUGGAGCACACUUUCCUUCAGAGGAGUCACUGAGUGGAUCUGGAGACACUCCACAGAAGUUCAUAUCUACAGAUGUUUAGUUGUUUCAAAACUACAGGGAAGAAAAAUUAAGAGUCAUGGAUUUUCUUGUUGGAAAUCCAGUCUAAUCCGAACUUAGCCAAAACUUUUGGUUGCAUCAACUGAAAAUGUUAUCAUCAUAGAAGAGCAUUCUCCCAUUUGUUCAGGGCUUCAUGAAUAUGUGAAGGCAUACCACCUCAAGAGCCAGUUAAAUUUCAGUGUGAGCAUUUGCAUCUCAGAAAUCUUCAAAUGCUAUAAAUGAGGACUGAUUUAUGAAUUUCUAGGUUUAAAAUGAUUGUGAAAAUGUUAAUAAUGUAGUUUAAAUUUAAAAGUGUCUCGUUUUGGGGGGGCAAAUUGAUUGUUAGACAUUUACCAAUAUACCCCCUAAUUCCAUGUAUAUAUGCAAAUAUAUAUUGUUUUUGAAACUCAUACUAGUAUUUCCAAUGUGC
Messenger RNA from Sarcophilus harrisii (Tasmanian devil), 5102 nucleotides. It is a transcript of the gene MAP3K19, whose product is annotated as mitogen-activated protein kinase kinase kinase 19. NCBI's taxonomy places the organism in Eukaryota, Metazoa, Chordata, Mammalia, Dasyuromorphia, Dasyuridae. Bases 1 to 4629 code for a protein of 1542 amino acids. Gene Ontology annotation, molecular function: protein kinase activity; protein binding; ATP binding. The transcript is spliced from 13 exons. The record is from RefSeq and is a predicted model, not a curated record. Gene Ontology annotation, biological process: protein phosphorylation.